CAAUCAGUGGUAUCGAUCGAGCGCUUUCUGGGUGCAGAGCACUGCGCUGAGCGCUUGGGAGAGUCCAGUCCAGCCAUAGAGACGCUCCCCGCCGAGAUGACGCCGUGACGCUUGACCUACGGGUCUCAAGAUGGCCGAGGCCGAAGAAGGAGCGGCCGGAGCCCCGGACCCCCGGAGGAAGAGCCGGGAUUUUCCACCCGGAUCCAGCAGCGAUGAAGAAUUCGAGCUGAUCCUGUGGCACCUGCGGACCCCGCGGUCCCUCGGAAGCAGGAGGAGGAGCGGCGGCCGGCUCCGCGACGUAUUGGACUCCGACCCAGAGCUGUCGCCCAGCGCGGCCUACGGGACCAGACGACCCCGCGGGGUGACCAGAGCCCCGCCGGCGAGGCCGAGGCCGGAGCCCCCCGCCGCCCCGGCCCGGAGGAGUUGCGGCGAGCUGAGCGACGGAGUGGAGGGGUCCUCGGAGCGUCCCGCGUCGGGGGAUGGAGAGGAGGCGGCGGAGAGGCCGGGGGCAGAGGCCGCUCUCCCCACUCCCGCCGCCGCCGCAGGCCCGGACUCGGACAGUUCGGAGGAUGAGUUCGAGUCCAUCGUGCACCUGAUACCGAGGCCGGCGCGAGGCCCGGCCCGGACCCCCCGGACCCCCCGAACCCCGAGCAUCCGGGCUCCGGCGAGGCCGAGGCCGGAGCCCCCCGCCGCCCCGGCCUGGAGGAGUUGCGGGGCGCUGAGCGACGGAGAGGAGGGGUCCUCGGAGGGUCCCGCGCCGGGGGAUGGAGAGGAGGCGGCGGAGAGGCCCGGGCCGGAGGCCGCUCUCCGCACUCCCUCCGCCGCCGCGGGUCCGGACUCGGACAGUUCGGAAGAGGAGUUCGAGUCCAUCGUGCACCUGAUACCGAGGUCGGCGGGAGCCCCGGCCCGGACCCCCCGCACCCUGAGCAUCCGGGCCCCAAUAAAGGAAGGUGGCAAACCGCCCUCGUGCCCGAGGAAGGUGUCUCGGUCGUCCAGCCCCCCUGACCGCAGAGACGCCGAGGAAUCGACACCCCUCCCCGACUUCAAGGGUCCGCGGGCAUGUUCUGUGCCCGGCUGUUUCCUGCCCCAAAUCUCCGCCUCCUCCGGGGCCCGCGGCAGAAAGUUCCAAGAGGAGAAGAAAAGUCUGGUCAAGAGACUCUACCAGCUCUACAACACCACCGUCUUCGAUUCCAAGUUACCCGAGGACAUGGAGAUCACCUGGAACAAGAAACUGCGAAUGACGGCGGGUUUCUGUGCCACGGGGCAGAAGGCAGGGCAGCGCCACGCCCGCAUCGAGCUGUCCGAGAAGGUCUGCGACAGCGCCGAACGGCUGCGGGACACGGUGAUCCACGAGAUGUGCCACGCCGCCACCUGGCUCGUCUUGGGCGUCCGCGCCGCCCACGGCCCCGCCUGGAAGGCUUUCGCCCGCAGGGCCUCGGCCGUGCACCCGGAGCUGCCCAAGGUCACCCGCUGCCACAGCUACCGGAUCAACUACAAGUUCACCUACGAGUGCGCCCGCUGCGGGCACAGGAUCGGCCGUCACUCCAGGUCCCUGGACCCGCGGCGCCACGUGUGCGGCCGGUGCCGGGGCCCCCUGGCCCUGCUCCCUCAGGCCGGGAGGGGAGACGGGACCCCCAGGCCGCUCACCCCCUUCGCCCGCUUCGUGAAAAGCCACUACGCUUCGGCCCGGAGGGAGCUGGCCGGACAGAGCCACGGACAGAUCAUGCGCCAGCUCGGCGCCGACUUUGCUUCCAAAAUUCAUCUCCAGGAGCCGUGAGACAACCCCCCAACCCCGCGCCCCGAUCCCGCCCCCCGUCCCGGAGACCCCCGGGGCCUCGGGCCCCGGAACCCCGUUUCAGUUUUAAUAAACGGGCCGUCCCGCCCGACCCCCA
Ornithorhynchus anatinus (platypus) is the source of this 1892-nucleotide messenger RNA. It is a transcript of the gene GCNA, whose product is annotated as germ cell nuclear acidic peptidase. NCBI's taxonomy places the organism in Eukaryota, Metazoa, Chordata, Mammalia, Monotremata, Ornithorhynchidae. Bases 131 to 1777 code for a protein of 548 amino acids. The transcript has 11 exons. The record is from RefSeq and is a predicted model, not a curated record. Gene Ontology annotation, cellular component: nucleus.